AUCAAUAUGUGCAAAGUCAAGAUACACCAAGUACACCUGAAGGACAAUAUUUGAACAGACUUCAUUGUUUCACUCAAAUAAUCACCGCUGCGGACCUUGUGAAGCAAUGCUUGUGAAUGCUCGCCGCUCUAUUUGCCGCGAUUGUCUGCGGAAUAGGCUGUGUCAAUGGAGAGCUGCUGCUGCCAACCCAGGUCGCGUUCGGCUGGCGACCUCUGAGCAAAUUGUUGGCUGUACCAUCAAAGAGUACAAAGGUCUGGUUAUGGGCUCAACGGUGCGGGCCAAAGAUGUUACCAAAGACAUCACCAGCGCGAUCCGAGCAGUAUUCGGCGGAGAACUUCCCCACUACACUCAGUUGAUGCAAGAUGCCAGAGAAGAAGCCAUGUCUCGCUUGGAGGACGAAGCUCUGAAGUUGGGCGCCAAUGCUGUGGUGAGUUUGAGACUGUCCUCCACCAACAUCGCGGCAAACUCUUCUGAAGUGAUGGUCUAUGGCACGGCAGUCAUUGUCGAGUGAGCAAAGUCAGAAUCAGUCAGAAAUGCUUCAACUUGUUGCACAGACUGAGAGCUCAUUGGAGCCUCUACCUUGGCUGAUGGCGCCCGUGAAAUCCCCGAAUACUCGCU
Messenger RNA from Cladocopium goreaui, 618 nucleotides. Lineage: Eukaryota; Dinophyceae; Suessiales; Symbiodiniaceae. The record is from the annotation of a GenBank genome assembly.